Molecule: messenger RNA, 3155 nt
Organism: Stomoxys calcitrans (stable fly)
Lineage: Eukaryota; Metazoa; Arthropoda; Insecta; Diptera; Muscidae
Gene: Rab3GAP1
Product: rab3 GTPase-activating protein catalytic subunit
Exons: 6
Coding region: 56-2860 (934 amino acids)
Biological process (GO): positive regulation of GTPase activity
Molecular function (GO): GTPase activator activity
Source: RefSeq, a predicted model, not a curated record
UUGUGUUUAGAUUUCAGUGAAACCCAAAAUCGCAUCCUGUUCAUCAGACAAGACAAUGGCCGAGGAAAUUGAUGACAACGGGUUUUACCGAGAAGAUUUUAGUGCUGAAUCCGAUUGGGAAGUUUUCAAUGCCCAAUUGUGUGAUUUAUUUCAAAAAUGGGAGCUCUCCCAAACUGCUGAUUGGGGCGAUGAAUUUGAUGUGGACAAAAGCAAAUGGCAAAUUGAGGAAGAACAGCUGGAGGCGAUGGGUAAACAGAUGACCAUUAAAUACUACAAAGCCUUACUAGAGCAAAACAACUCAAAGCUGCCCAAUGCCAAUGAGAAUCCUACACCAGCGUUCCAUGAAGACUUAAUGUCUAUGGCCAAUACCUUUGGACGUCUUUCUUUCUUGGAUGAAAAACCCCAUGAAGCCCAUUACUUGUCGCGCAUGUAUGGCUUGCGUCGCUUUGUGGUAAUACAUCCCACAAAACUGCAAAGUCACUACCUGACAAGCACCUCUAAAUUUAGCUUCUUUCUAAGCUCCAUCUCCGUGGUGGCUGCUGAAGUGUGUUCGGCUGUACCCAUUUUCUUACGAAUUCAUGAUCCCAAGUGGAAUUUCUUUUUGGGCGUUGGCAUGUCCUCCUACAUGCGAACAAAUUUCAAUUUGGUGGCUUUGGAUCAAGCGCCAUCAGAGUAUUUGUAUCUCUCAGGGCUGGUGAAGAUGUUUAAGGAGAAACUGCCAAGGCAUUACGAUCAACAUACGGCUGUGGUGUCGGUGCGCAAUACCUAUACUUUGGAUACCAUCAAAUUGCGAGUACCCAUGUAUGUUCCCUUUGGCAUGACACCUUUGGUGGAUGAAGAACGUUCUGUCAUAAGUAUCUCACAGUUUGUGGCUCUGCCACAUGGCUAUACCCCUUUGGCAUAUUCCAACAUAUUUCUUGUCUUCUCCUGGCCUGAGCUAGCGGACAAUAUGUUUAUCGAUUCUGCGCUGCAGACACAAUUUGUACCAUCAAAAGCUCCUUGCGGUGAGCUGCAUCAGACGGCAGAUGCCAACUCGUAUUUGACAUCCUGUCUUAAAGACUAUUUUCUGCUGAUCACCGCCAGAAAUACACUUGAAUCAUAUGUGGGAGCCAAUUUCAGCGGGUCUCUAUUGCAGCCGAGUGAAAAUCUGCUGGGCAAACGCAGCAAGCAAUAUGCGGAAACCUCGCAAAACAAAUUGCCGGGCCCCAUAACAGAAUUCGAAUUGAAAUCGAUGUUGUGUUAUCUGUUUCCGGAACUACAUCCCGAAAUGGCUUUGUUUUUCUAUGAGACUUCCAGCGAGGAUAAGAUUGAUCCUCAUCGCAUUAAAUCUGCCGAAAAGGAUUCCCUGAUACACCGCUUAUCCUGUCUUUUGGCUACAGUACAUGCACACUUUGGGGGCAAUACAGGAAUGGCCCAAUUAUAUGCUGCAUUUACGCGAGAAAUAAGGAGUUUAUGGAAUUCUUGUAUACCCAUACCAGGUGUGGCUCCCGGUUUGCCAGAUAUUAAAACUUGUCUUCUUCAUCAAAAGCUGCAAAUGUUGAAUGUCUGCAUUGAGAAGCGUUUGCAGCGCGAGAAGGGCAUACAACAGCAGCCGUUUGAAACGGAAAUGGUGAAGACCAUGCAGGAUGCGGAUAUCAUAUCCGAUGAUGAUGAUGACACCGAGGAAGAGGAAUUCUAUGAUCUAACCGAUGAAGAAGAUGCAAUCGCUGAUAAACAAAUUCCUAGGGUAGCGAGAUCUAAGAGUCCCUUGAAGGCAGAGGGACGUUUGCAACGCUGCAAUAAUAUGCGCCUGCUGCAGUCUCAAGAUUAUUUGUAUGUGCCCAUUACCCAAGACGCGGUGCCCAAGACAGAGGAUUGUCUGCAAGAUGAUUUAAAUGCUGUCAUGCAAAUGGGAUCAGAUUCAGAAUAUAUUACUGACAUGAUGUGUUCCACUGUUGUAUCUGAUGUCGAAGCCUUUAAGGCCGCCAACCCCAAGGCUUGUUUUGAGGAUUUCAUACGUUGGUUUAGCCCCAACGAUUGGGAGGAAUAUAGUGAUGAGUCUAGUGGUGAGAUGAAAUAUAAGCUGAGUGCUCGCAUGCAAGCUCCAGGAAAUACUUGGCAAAAGGUUUGGGAGCAGGCUAAACCGGUACCAGCAUUGAGACAGAAACGUCUAUUCGAUGACACUCUUGAAGGCUAUAAAGUCUUAAGCUAUUUGGAAUCGCGUAAUAUGGGAGAAAUAUUUGGUCUCACGGUGGUUCCACUACUACAUAGUGCCAUACUCAAACUUAAGGAUAUACUACUCAAUUCCGAUGUCCUUGAUAUGUUCAGUCAAACUUUGGAACAACUAUUGGCUGACCUUAGUCGUUUUUCACGUGAUGUUGAACUUGUGGAAGUCAACAAGGAUCCCUCAACUUCUAGCCAAUCCAUGCAUCAUAUGCGUGAAAACAAAUAUGCACUUCAACUGCCAGAUCCUCAUCCGAUUUUGAGAAAAAUCGAACGAUUGGAAAAGGAAUUCUAUCAAUAUAAAUGUUUUGAAAGCUUUCCAGGCAUCAAAGAUCUGCCAUUAGCAAAAAUUCAGGCCAAAUUCCGGGAGAUUUUAACAAAUAAUGGCUGUUGCCGCAUUGAUGGCCCCAGCGAUGAGUUUUCUUUGCAAUCCAUGUUCAAGGAUGAUAUGCGUGAGAAAUUAACCAGCAAGGAAUAUGUGAUGCGUUUGGGUGAAGGUCUUCGAUCGAGAGAAUUUGAAUCGAUUAAAGCAAUGGAGGAAAAGGACAACCAACAGCCAGGCGUAACUUUGAUGCCACAAUUUUUGCGAGCCAUUGUAACGGGACAGAAAUUACGUUUGUGUGGAGCCUUUACCGAGAAUACCACAUUUUUGGAUUAGAUCCACGUUUAAAGAUAUUCUUGUAACAACUUAGACUUAUUGUUUAUAAAUUUUUAAACUUUCCAGGUGAAGGGCGUAUUUUGAAAAUUUCUUACAAAUUAUGGAAGUCUCUCUCUCUAUUUAACCAUUUUUUUUGUAAAUUUUUCUACCUUAAAAAUAAAGUUUUCAAUAUUUCAGUGUAGGAUCACAACUAAGGUCUGUCCAGAACAUCUUAAAGUUGGCUUUAAGAUGUAUUUGAGUGUGCUUAUAAAUUAAGCUGGACUUUAGUUGUGAUUUGACACUUUUCUCUUUAAAA